Molecule: messenger RNA, 1161 nt
Organism: Oppiella nova
Lineage: Eukaryota; Metazoa; Arthropoda; Arachnida; Sarcoptiformes; Oppiidae
Source: the annotation of a GenBank genome assembly
GGUCGCAAACGAAGGCCCAGUAAUUCAGAGGACGAUGUAAUGGACGACUGUAUGGCUGCAAUGGUUUUGAUGAGUCUGUCGUGUAGUCCCAAAUCGCCCCGACUUCCUGAAUUAAUCAUAUACAAGUGCACUUGGCCCGGAUGUCUUUACCAAAGCGAGCACUGCCAACAAAUCGAGAAACAUGUCCGCACACAACAUCUCGGUCGAACUGAUCUCAACGACGAGAGUAGUGAUAGAGAGGAGGAGUUCUACUACACAGAGGUCGGGAUGGAUGACAACUCUGUGGGCUCGUCGUCGUCCAACUCGUCAUUGUCUCAGUCGGUGCCUCAGUCGCCAUCGAUUAGCAACGACGGGAGUCUGACGGGCAGCCAAAGUCCCACUCCAUCGCCGCAAACGCACAUAUUCUUCGCGCCGCAGUCGUCAUCGGCGCCCACUUUCAGUCAUUUAGAGGAUCACGAGUACGAGAGACGCCAACAACACUCACACGUCGACCACAAACUCAUUCAAUUGAAUAAUCACUUGAAUACCAUUCAUAUGAAUGUCAAUAAUAACACUCACAUGAAAACCAAUAAUUAUAGUAAUCAUCUAAACAACAAUAACAUUGCGCUUAAGAGCAAACAAAAGUCAUUGCUGUCCACCACUCCGAUCAACAUUCCGGGUAUGUCUUCGCUGUCAGCCGGGUAUAGACAUCAAUAUGCAACCAGUGCUCCACCGGUUCCCCUCCAGUCGCCCCGUGUUAACCACAAAUACAUGCGACUCAACCUCAACAGCAAUAAUAAUCGAGUCUCUAAUGGCACUAAUGGUCUGACAAUCGGCACAACCAUUCUUCAGACGGCCAUCAAUAAGACGUCGCCGUCAAAGCGGGGCAGAGGAGAGAGUCGUAAGUGUCGUAAAGUGUAUGGUAUGGACAGCAGGGACGCCUGGUGUACACAAUGCAAGUGGAAGAAGGCCUGCACCCGAUUCACCGAUUGACUGACCGACCCCUCAAUGACCCCUCAAUGACCAUUCAGUUCCCAUUGAGACCCUCACCAGUGAGUUAUACAUGUAUUAGUGGUGAACUAGAAGUGUGAGUUUAACAAAACAAUACUUUUUAAAUAUUGAUGCAAACAUACAGUUAUGUUAUAUUCGUUUUAUAUAUAAUUUUUUGUUUUUCUGUAUAAU